Lolium perenne is the source of this 1515-nucleotide messenger RNA. The record is from RefSeq and is a predicted model, not a curated record. NCBI's taxonomy places the organism in Eukaryota, Viridiplantae, Streptophyta, Magnoliopsida, Poales, Poaceae.
AUGGGCGGCGAGUUUGGUUAUGUCGAUGCUGAGUCCUCGCAGGGCUCCAAUCUCCGCGCCAUCGCCAUCACCGACCAUGUCCCCGUCAAGCUGUCCACCACAGCCGCCAACUACCUUGCCUGGAAGACGUACUUCUACCUCCUCUUCCGCGAGUACAACCUGCGCGACCACAUCGACGGCACCGCCGAUCUCCUCGCCCGCGACUCCGACUGGCUGGCCAUCGACGCCACCAUCAUCCGCUGGCUCUUCCUCACCGUCUCGCCGGACAUCUUCAAGAAUGUCGUUCGAGAGGGCGAUGAUGCCCGCACGGUGUGGGUGAAGAUCAACGGCCUCUUCACCAACAAUAAGCUCCAACGUGUUGUCUUUUUGCAGCAGGAAUUCUUCGGUACACCCCAGGGCGAUCAAGCAUUGGACGCCUACUGCCUGCACCUUAAGGCCAUCUCCGAUGAGCUCCAGGACCUUGGGUUCCGGAUUGGCGACGAGCUCCUCCUCUCCACCCUCACCGCCGGCCUCAACGAGGACCUCGGCAACGCCGCCUCCAACAUCACCCUCAUGACCAACCCUACGUUCGAGCGGGCGGUCGACUACCUCAAGCUGGAGGAACCUGCAACAACGUCCUUCCUCAUGGCGGAGGAGCUCCGCCGGCGCCCACACCCGCCCCUCCACACCCCGCCCCUCAACCGCAACAACACCAAGGGGGAGGGGGCGGUGGUCGCAACCGUCGCCGUGCCCGUGGUGGUGGCCGCGGCGGUGGCAACAACGGCGGCCCGACAUCAUCGGCCCACGCCCCGGGUACUCACACCCCACUCCAUCGUGGGCGGGCGGACACAACCCCUGGACGGGGGUCGUGCACGCCUACACCAUGCUCGUCCCCCCCCCCCCCGUCCGCCGACGCACCAGGCCUUCAUCGCCACGCCACCGCAGGCUCCCGCUGGCCUGCCCUACGCCCCCGCCUAUGGCGGCAUGAUGCCGCAGGCCCCGACGGCCCACUGGGACCCCGCGCUGUACACCGCCCUUCAGUACGCCCCCUCGUCUGGUGCUUACUCCGGCGGUGGCGACUGGUUCAUGGACACCGGAGCCUCCGCACACAUGGCUGCUCACCCGGUUUCACCACAUCUUGUUCAGAAUUUAGUUUCCGUUAAAACUCUUUCUCGUGAUAACUCUGUAACUGUGGAAUUUGACGAGUUUGGUGUUUCUGUAAAGGACGCCCGUACCCGGAUGUUCGGUCGCCCCAUCAUCGCCCUCCAAACCGACAAUGGCAAGGAGUUCGACAACACCACCAUCCGCACCCUCCUCUCCACCCACGGCACCACCUUUCGCCUAACUUGCCCAUACACUUCCCAGCAAAACGCCCGCGAUGAGCGCAUCCUACAUACACUUAAUGACCGCGUCCGUACCCUCCUGUUCUAUGCCCACAUGCCCCCACCCCCAGUUCUGUCUGGACGCCCUCUCCACCGCCACCCUCCUAGUCAACCUAUGCCUGUGUCGCCCUCGCUGGAAUUACACACCACAUAA